Molecule: messenger RNA, 914 nt
Organism: Sesamum indicum (sesame)
Lineage: Eukaryota; Viridiplantae; Streptophyta; Magnoliopsida; Lamiales; Pedaliaceae
Source: RefSeq, a predicted model, not a curated record
GUGGGAUGCAAUUGGAAUUUUAACCAAAGUUAUAAGAAACUGAAAUGGCUUCCAAGCACUCUUAAAACUGUGCAUUGCUUGGACUUCAUUGUUAUUCCCCCAAAAGGCGCGUGGGGUUUGGAUUUUAUGUACUUGGCGCCAGGGAGGCAUUAUUAGUCGAUGAAGUCAUAAGAAGGGUGUCCGGAAAUCCUCCUACACUCGGAGAGUUUUCUUCAAUGGCGGCCGCAGCUUCAUCAUCAAACUCCGUUGCCAACUCCCAGUCCUCAACCAAUCACUCUCCUUUAGUCAAACAUGAACAACCACAGGAUGUCUCAAGUGAAAUCAUGGAUUCUAAGGAGGUGAAAACAGAACCCAUGGAAGAUUCUAAGGAGGUGAAAAGAGAACCCGUGGAAGAAUCAAUUUACAUUAUGGAUAGCAAAGAACAUAUUGAGAAAUUCAAGAGGUACGAGGCUGAGUUUAAGCAAUAUUUGAUGUCAAAGUAUUUCUCGGACAAGACUAUCUUUGGAGGUAACAUUUUUGAUGUGAAAAUGAAUAUAGAUGGACAAAAUAUUACAGCUAGCAGGUUGCCUCCGUACCAGUCGUAUCUCGAUCCAGCUACUUUUGAUGAAAUGAUAAGCAAAGGGUCAAGUUCUACCGCGGAAACUCCAACUCCUAGUACUUCAAACGGGAAGCCCGCGGCCUAAGGCAACUCCUCCUAACCUGUUCUUGAUUUCACAUAGAUAUUGUGUUUAUGGGAGAAUCCAUAGAAAAUACCACAUAUGGUUAUUUUAAGUAUUUAAUCUUCCGUCUUGUUGAUUAUGAGUAUUUCGCGGACCACAGUGUUCUUGUUAUUUAUCUGAGCUUUUCUGUUUUUCGUAUAUGUGAAACGGUGGUGCAUUGGCAUAACAUAUUUACAAGCGUGUUUGUUGUGAAUG